CCUUUCCUCCCUACCUCCCCUGUCUGUAAAUCGUGCCGCGCUGCAGCCCAACAUGUCCAAACCUCCUGAGCAGGACCCAGCAAUGAACAUCACACAGAACAUGUGGAACUGCACGCAUCUGCCACAGAUGAUCGAGUUCAUGAGGAACACGACGGAGAAAGAUCAUUGCUUCAUGCGAGCGUUUCUUGCUCCACUCUGCUGGGCCACUGUCCUUCAGAACAGCUCCCACUUCAGCCCGGAUCAGCUGGGGAACUUGCUGUGGGCAGCCAAACCUUUCCUGGAGGCCGCACCCCCUACCCCACUGAGCCUGCCGUCUAGACUGCAGAGAGCUCACCUAGUGGAAAUGAUGAAGCUGUUCAGUGAGGUGUUUAGCUCCCUCUCCGAGGAAAACCGGGAUGAGAUCAAGCGGUGGAUGAAAGAAAGGGUGACCGAAAAUGAACCCCUCUGUCAUCCAGUUCAGAACAUCUCCAGCACCCUCCCUCCGACCCCCCCGAAACCUUCUGCAAUGACCAAACUUGAACCAGCAACAGACAACCAAGGCCUCCAGACUGGCCCGACGAAUUGGGUGACGAGUGGUGAUAAAGCUCUGAAGAGAGCACGCCGAGGUUUAGCAGCUAGACAGGGAUUAGGGCAGGGGAAUUUGAAAGUAACACAGCCGUCAAAGAUAGUGGAGAAUCCAGUAAAAGCAGAAAUCCCAGCAAACCCGCAGAAUCCUGAUAAACUGUCAGAGGUACCAGUAAACCAGCAGAAUCCCAAUAAACCAGCAGAAACCCCAGGAAGCCAGCAGAAUCCCAGUACACUGGCAGAACUCCCAGUGAACCAGAUGAAAAACCCAGGUGCUAGCAAUGAUACUUUACCACAGACUCCUGGGAAUAGUGAUAAGACAGAAAAGGAGCUGAGCAAGGUAGAAGAAGUUACAGAGCAAGGGGACAAGAAAGAAACGGUCGGUCAAAACCCAGGGAAACAAGAUGACAGUGGAAAACAGAUAGAUGUUGGGAACGGGAAUGGGAAAAAUGAAAGCAAAGAGCAUAUGGUGCCCGAAGAGCCGAGCACAGCAAAGGAGGAAAAAGAGACAGGAAAAGAUGGGCAGAAGCAGCAGAGCGAAGGCAGUGCGGAUGAUGGAGGAAAAAACAAGUCCAACUCAUCUCCUGCUGGAUGUCCCAGAAUGCCUUGGUUGAAGGCUGAGGCCCUCAGGAUGAUGGGGCGAUUCUUUUCCCGGCUGCCUGAAGUGGAAGUGAAGGCUAUCCCUACGGAAGAGCUUUGUAAGUUCUUUGUGACUCCUGAAUUCCCAUCUUCGUUCGCCAAAGUGGAUGGGAUGCAGCCGGCGAUUAGUCGGAUGCUCUUUCAACGACUCAAGCAAGAAUGUUCCAACAGCAGCCAGAACUUCCUGACCCAUGUUGACAGGCUCGGCUCUCUCGUCUGUUUCUUUGAUGAUGCUCGAUCUCUCAAUGCCACACUGAGUAAGAAGCUGCUGUCCCAGAUGGCAGACUGCGAGAAUGCUGGGAUUGACCAGAUAAGACGAGACUUAAUGAGGAAGGUGAUGUCGAACGGUGACGUUCCCCCCACCCUUGAGCUCUUGCGGACUCUGGGUUCCAGUGUGUCCAUCCUGCCUCCCUCCAAACUGUCCGACUUCAGCGCUGAUACUCUGAAGGAUGGCCUGGCCAGUCUGAGCCAGGUCAAAUGGAAGCCAGUUCAGGCCAGAAUUUUGGCCCAAAAACUCCUGGAGAAGGUGAAGAACGUCACUGGUGAAAGUCUCUUAUCUCUGGGCUCCAUGGUGAGAGGAGUGGACAGCGAAAUACUGAGGAAGGUUAAACUGCAGGGACUGCUGGGAAAUGAAGCCUUGAAGAACAUGACUGAGAAGAUGUCGUCUUUGCAGAAAAAGGCUCUGCUAGAGGGGUUGCGCUCCAGUUUGAAUGAAUCUGAUUUGGUGAAGAAGGUGCCAGAUCCUCUCCUCCCCUCACUUUCUCUCUUCUUUCUGGAGAAAGCAGGAAUUAGCUCUGUGGACCAGCUGGAGGGUCGCAGCUGGUCCCGUACACAGUCUGUUUACCUUGUAAAGAAGAUUUUGGGUCAGGGGAUCAAACCUGAGCAAAUAAGGAGGCUGGGCCAGGCUGUCCAGGGUGUAACCUGCAGCAUGAUUGACAGCGUCAAUCAAAGUGAUACCUUGACAACAGUGCAAACACUGGCCAAUUCUUCUAACUGGCUGUCUAGGACGCAGGUUCGCUGCAUUGCUCAAAAACUCUUCCUCAGUCUAGAGAAGCUGAGGCCCGGCUAUUUCGUGAACAUCACCGGCUCAGAGCUCCAGGCCAUCCCUGCUCUGCUGCUGAUCCAUCUACCAAUAAAGGCGAUUCAAGGUCUCCCGGCCACAGUGUGUCCUCGUUUCCUAGAGAAGAUGAGUCAAGCCAACCUGACGUCCCUACCGAACAGUGCACCGUCACGCUGGGAGCUCAGAGACAGAGCUCUCCGCUGCCUGGGGAAGAACGCGUCUGAUUUGUCCAGCGCUGAAGUCUUGUCUCUGGGUCCUCUGGUGUGUGAGCUGGAUCCUGCAUGGAUGUCGUCUCUGAACCCUGCAGCUCUGAAUGCCACUCUGCAGGCCCUGGCCUCCUGUGAACACAUUCCCCGCCUCUACAGAGCUCCUCUGUUCACGCUCAUCACACGUGUUUAUGGGGCCCCAUCCAUUUGGACAGAAGAUGUCAUGAAAUUAAUGGGACCCCUCCUCUUACUAAAUGAUACUUCGCUUGAGGUGAUGCCUUUCAAGAGCUGGCUGAAGUCGUCUCUGUCCGAUCUGCUGGGCAGCUUGCAGCCUCAAACCGCCGCCCCGCAUCCAGAGGAGUUCCGCUCAUGGCCUGAUCUGCUGGCUCUGCGCCGCAAACUUUUCCAGCUCAAAACAAACCCCAUCCUGCAGCGCCGCAGGAGAGAGAGUGAGUUUACAGAACCACAGAUACGACAAGAAAAAAUCAAUUUAUUUAAAUACAAAACUGCUCUUGAAAAGCAUCAGAACAGUGUUUCUCCAUCAGUGGUGCCUUCUGUGUCAGUCAUGGAGGAUCUGGGAGAGGGCAACGUUUACUGGAGUCCAGCCCAGCUGGCUAAUAUGUCUGCCCAGACGUUCAGAGAGGCCGUGCCUGUGCUGGGAGAGAUACGCAACUUUACUGCAGAGCACCUGGCAGUGCUCCGCGAGAAGGCUAUAGAGGCAUUGGGUGAUGCAUCAAUGCUGAAUCAGACUCAGAUUGUGGAGCUGGGCUGUAUCUGUCAGGGUUUUAACACUAAAGAUCUCCAAAAGCUCAAUAUCACCUCACUGGACACAUUGGAGCUUCUGUCCAUCUGCAACUGGAACUAUACACAGAAAGUUGCCAUCUGGCAGGGUUUUAUUGAGAGAACUGGAAUAAAAAUGGCUAAACUUGGAGCACUGGAGAUGACGGGUCUGGGCAACUUUAUCUGUGGACUGCAGCCUGACCAGAUCGAUCAGCUCAGUACUGCAGAAUUCAAGGAGGCGGUGGAGGACAUAGGCCACGCCAAAUGUCCUGUGACGGUUCUGGAAUGCCUGAAGAGAAAAGCCAUCUCUGCAUUUGGUGAUCCAAAAAACUGGGGUGAAGCUGAAGCCAGCAUGAUGGGCAACAUAAUUGCUGGUCUGAAUGGCACCGAGCUGGCAAGUCUGAACUCCUCCGUCCUGCCAUUCAUCCGCCAGUCUGCCAUCCCUCUCAUUCUUCCUGAACGUCUGGCUACAAUGUCAGUGAACCAGCUGAAAUCUUUGGGCCCUGACAACGCCGCCAUGGUAACAGAGACCCAGCGGUCAGGGCUGGGAGUGGAGCAGAGGGCGGCUGUGAACGAAUCUUUGGGACUGCCUACAUCUCGCAGUGAAACCAGCACAAGUGCCCCUGUAGCAGUGCCACAAAAAGGAGGUGCACCACAACAGAGCGUGUUGGGAAUUGCAGUGCUUCCUGUUGUGCUGCUGUUGCUGGGAUUUCUUCUCUGAGGAGAACAAGGCUGAAAAGCUCCCUGGGAAUAUUUAUAUCGGAAUUAGCCACUGCCAUAGACCUCACUGCUAAUGUAAUACUAAAUAAUAAAUGUGACAGAUUAUUUGCAAAUAAUUUAAAAUGUAAAAGCACAUGAGUAAAUAUAUUUAUAUUUUUAAGAGCAGCAGAGAAAACACUAUUAUUCCUAAUUGUGUGUGUGUUUGAGGUGCAGUUAGAGCACCUUCAGUGAAGUGCCUAUGAAAAGCAAAUUUAAUACUGCUUGUGAAAAUAGAUGAUAAUUUCUAAGACCUGCGAUGGAAGCAUGAGAGAGAUUUGAAUCUAUUCAAACAAGAAGAAAUAAAGAAAUGCUUGACUG
Messenger RNA from Colossoma macropomum (tambaqui), 4326 nucleotides. It is a transcript of the gene otoa, whose product is annotated as otoancorin. The transcript is spliced from 25 exons. Gene Ontology annotation, cellular component: cell surface. Bases 53 to 3970 code for a protein of 1305 amino acids. The record is from RefSeq and is a predicted model, not a curated record. Gene Ontology annotation, biological process: cell-matrix adhesion. NCBI's taxonomy places the organism in Eukaryota, Metazoa, Chordata, Actinopteri, Characiformes, Serrasalmidae.